AUGCUGUAGUUUUUCUCUCCAGCCAAAAAUCCUGAACACUUGCCGGAAUGCUGGAUCCGGCAUUAAAAUUUCCGCAUUGAUGGAUCUGGUCUUCCGGUCCACGCACGCACAGACCUUUAAAUCUGUGAAAAAAAGAAAUACCGGAUCCGUUUUUCCAGAUGACAACCGGAAAGACGGAUCCAGAUUGCUGCCGAAAUCCUCUGCCGCAAGUUUGAAAGUAGCCUAACUCCACACAAUGAUUAGCACGCGGAUUUGCUGCAUGAAAUGUCCGCAGCGCGUGGAUGAGACUUGUUAACAUACUGUACUUUGUUGCGGAUCCGACAGCUAGAAUUCCUGGACAAAUACAGUGUAUAGUGGAGGGAGUGUGCGCGCGCGCGCAUGCACUGGUAUGACGUCACAUCUAAUAGGUUGUAUGGCGCUGUAAUAUAGCCGUGUGCAGACAGCUGGCUGUACACACAAAGAUGUUUGAGUUCAGAUUUGGGCCAUAUAGCUAAGGCCAGGUUGACAUCACCGUUUCUGUUCUUCUGAUCCGUCAGAAAAAUAAAGAAAAAACGACCCUGUAUUUUAAGCAUCCGUUAUGCUCAGUUAGGCACACUUGGCAUCCCUUAUUUUGCCGUUCUGCGGCCACAUCUCCAACCCGUCCCCAUUAUAGUGAAUGCGGCCAGGCCGGACUUCCUGCAGCACACGUGAAAUGCCUACAAAAAGAAGACACAUACCAACCCUGGAUGAUGAAGAGGUUGAUGAGAAGAAAGUAUCUGGAAUUCGGAGGGAAAACGCCUCAGUCUCUAGCAAAUAUUUCCAGAGCCAGAAAAUGCGUCUCUUAUCUGACUUCUACAAUAAGCCCUGCAUUGAGCUGGCAAAGUCUUUCUUGGGACAGAUUUUGGUCCGCAGGCUCCCAGAUGGGACGGAACUUCGUGGGACAAUUGUAGAAACAGAGUCCUAUUUAGGAGGGGAAGAUGAAGCUUCACAUUCAAGAGGAGGAAAGAGGACAGAACGAAAUGUAGCAAUGUUCAUGGAACCUGGGACCAUAUACGUUUAUCAGAUUUAUGGCAUGUAUUUCUGUAUGAACGUUUCCAGUCAGGGAGAUGGAGCUGCUGUCCUUCUGCGCUCCCUAGAGCCGAUGGAAGGUCUUGAUACAAUGAGAAGGUUCAGAAAUGCCAAAAGAAAUGUGCAGAAGCCUCUAAAAGAUAAAGAACUUUGUAACGGACCCUCAAAACUUUGCAUGGCAUUUGCCAUUGAAAAGAAUUUUGACCGACGAGACCUUGCAAAUGACCAGAGCAUAUGGCUGGAAGCUGGUCCAGAAAUUCCAGAGGAGGACAUUGUUUCUUGUGCACGGAUAGGGAUUAGUAAUGCCGGAGAAUGGACUCGUAAGCCUCUGCGUUUUUAUAUUAAAGAUAAUAAGUUUGUCAGUGUGCGAGACAAAACUGCAGAGAUUUCCGUGAAUACAGAACAUGUAUAGGAACAUUCAUUGGAAGGAUUUCAUGGCAACUCAAAAUCUGCUGUUAUAACACUAGUGUCAGUACAUUCUGCAAGCUAAUGUUUGUAAUACACAGAACAGUCAGAGGGUUUCUGUGUUAUAAUCAGUGGCAAGAGACGGAGCCAUAAAAUAUUCCAUAAAAGUAAGAACUGGAAUUAUCAAUUUCAUGUUGUAUAGUUUCCAGGUAUACAAUAAAGGGGUUUACCUACAAAAAUACUUAUUUCCUGUCACCAGUAGUCUGACCGCUGACUAUCAGACACUUAUUCCCUUAGGGCUAUU
Bufo gargarizans (Asiatic toad) is the source of this 1756-nucleotide messenger RNA. RefSeq names its product N-methylpurine DNA glycosylase (gene MPG). The record is from RefSeq and is a predicted model, not a curated record. Gene Ontology annotation, molecular function: alkylbase DNA N-glycosylase activity; DNA binding. The coding region runs from base 656 to 1459 and encodes 267 amino acids. Gene Ontology annotation, biological process: base-excision repair. The transcript is spliced from 4 exons. NCBI's taxonomy places the organism in Eukaryota, Metazoa, Chordata, Amphibia, Anura, Bufonidae.